Messenger RNA from Merops nubicus (carmine bee-eater), 2190 nucleotides. Its product is annotated as ADAMTS-like protein 2. Lineage: Eukaryota; Metazoa; Chordata; Aves; Coraciiformes; Meropidae. Gene Ontology annotation, cellular component: extracellular matrix. The record is from RefSeq and is a predicted model, not a curated record. Gene Ontology annotation, molecular function: metalloendopeptidase activity. Gene Ontology annotation, biological process: extracellular matrix organization. The transcript has 13 exons. The annotation marks the transcript as partial.
GACAGUAGUGAGGCAUCAGAUGGAGCUGGCCCCUGGGAUGAAGAAGUCACAAAGUGGUGGGGAGAGUGGAGCUCCUGGUCCACCUGCUCCCGGUCCUGUGGGGGAGGCGUGAUGUCCCAGGAGAGGCAUUGCUUGCGACAGAGGCUCCAGAUGCCCCAGGGAACAAACAGCACUAUGUGUGUUGGUCAAGCCAAGCACUACCAACUGUGCCAGCAGCAGCCCUGCCCAGCCAACACGGCAAGCUUCAAACAGCAGCAGUGCUCCAGCUUCAAUGCCAAAGCCUUUGGGAAGCGCUACUACCACUGGAUGCCCCUCUAUCCAGAUGACUACACCAGUAUCUCCAACAAGCCAUGUGACCUCCAGUGCACCACCCGGAGUGGAGAGAGGCAGCUGAUGGCCCGAGCACAGGAUGGUACCUCCUGCAAGGACAGGACCUAUCAAGGGGUCUGCAUCAAUGGGAAGUGUGAGCCAGUUGGGUGCGAUGGGAGCCUGUACUCGCCCCGGACGAUGGACAGAUGCAGGGUGUGUGGAGGGGACGGCAGCACUUGCCACCGUGUCUCGGGCAGCUUCCGAAAGGCAAUCUCACAGAUAGGUUAUGUGUUCAUCACCAACAUCCCUGCUGGUGCCACGGACAUCCUCAUCAUUGAGCGCAGGAAAACAGAAAACAUCCUAGCACUUGCAGAUGAAUCCGGGCAUUUCUUCUUCAACGGCAACUCUGCCAUUGACAAUCCCCAGAACUUCAGGGUAGCUGGCACCAUCUUCAAGUAUCGGCGGCCCUCGAGCCUGAACUCAGACGGGCUGGAGUAUAUCAUGGCUCACGGGCCCACUAACCAGUCUCUGAACGCCAUGUACUAUAAUUUUAAUGGGAAAAUGCCACACAUAACUUAUGACUACACUGUACCACGGACACCACCUCUCCAGACUGCAGCCCCUGUUGUAGACCAACCUCUCUAUCAUCACCUACUGGAGACCAGCCAGGACCAUCCCAUUCCAGCCAACUCCAGAGCUGCCCAGGACUUCAAUGCCACAUGGCUCUCCCUGUCACCAGAUGACGCCAGUGAACAGCUUCCUCUAAGAGAAGAGAAUGAAGAUUUAGGCUUCGGCCACCCACGCUUCUUCCGGACCAACUCCACCAGUCAGACUCGGGAGUGGGGCUGGGAACAAGGUGAAGAGAAGAAGUAUGACUUCCAGAUAAGACAUGUCUACCAUGCAGACACAGGAGAGGAAGAGGAGGAGGAAGCAGCAGCAAUUGGUGGAGAAACAGAGUUGGCUCUCAGGUUCAAUCAAAUUCCCAUCAGCACAGCUGUACCCUACAGCAUGAGGAGACCUGAGCUCCUGGAGAACGGCCGCGUAGCGUCCUCCAGGCUGCGUCUCUUCCGGCGGUUGUGUCACCGAGACCCACACAAUGCUGCCUUCUGCAGGGAGCUGCAGCACCUGGCAGCCAGGCUGGCCCCGAGGAACUCCACAGCAGGACUAUGGACUGAGGCAGCUGCCCGCUGGCCACAGGGCCUUCACAAAGCGCUGGCUCCUAACUCACUGGAGGACUUGAAGAUGGAGCCAUUUGCUGGGGGUCGAGGGGAAGCCGCCAACUACAGCACGAUGGGAUCUGUGGAGAGCCCUCUGAUAGGUGCCAGCCCAACUGUGGACAUCAGCCGGCCAAAGCCUCUGCAAGCCCCUGGCACUGAAAGCAAUGAGUUUGAUGUGAGCCCCGUGGGCCGUGACGACAUCAGCUUGGCUGACAUGUAUCGGUGGAAAGUCUCAGCUUAUGCUCCCUGCAGCUCCACGUGCACUUCAGGUAUCAGCACUUCGUACGCGAUGUGUGUGCGGUACGAUGGAGUGGAAGUGGAUGAAACGUACUGUGAUGCCCUAACCCGACCAGAACCUACUCAUGAAUUUUGCACAGGGAGAGAUUGCCAGCCUAGGUGGGAGACCAGCCGGUGGAGUGAGUGCUCCAGGACCUGCGGCGAGGGCUAUCAGUACCGCACCGUGCGCUGCUGGAAGAUGCUGGCUCCAGGCUUUGACAGCUCCGUUUACGACGACCUCUGUGAGUCAGCUGGGCUGGCCAGGCCCAUGGAGAGGAAAGCCUGCAAGAACAAGGCCUGUGGGCCCCAGUGGGAGCUCUCCGAGUGGUCUGAGUGCUCGGCCCGCUGCGGCGCGGAGGGGACGAUGAAGCGGGAGGUGCGCUGCUCG